Messenger RNA from Neurospora hispaniola, 318 nucleotides. RefSeq lists its product as uncharacterized. The record is from RefSeq and is a predicted model, not a curated record. Bases 1 to 318 code for a protein of 105 amino acids. The transcript has 2 exons. Lineage: Eukaryota; Fungi; Ascomycota; Sordariomycetes; Sordariales; Sordariaceae.
AUGCAGUUCCUCCCUAUCAUGGUCGCCCUCGUCACCAGCCUCGUCGGCGCCCUCGACUCCAGCGACUCCAGUGAUGAUCACCACCCCGUCUGCAAACCGAAAGUCCCCGACUUCUCCCAGAUCCCCACGUGCGCCACUCACUGCAUAGUCGGCUCCGCCAGCGCAUCCACCCCCUGUGCGACCAUCCCUCCCGACUACAAGUGCUGGUGCACGCCGGUCAACUUUGCGGCCAUCAUCCAAGCUGGCACUGCCUCCAUGGCCCUCCCUGCGUUUCAGCAGUUCUGUUGUGAGGUUAAUGCUCGUGGUAUCAUCUGGUAA